Molecule: messenger RNA, 829 nt
Organism: Triticum aestivum (bread wheat)
Lineage: Eukaryota; Viridiplantae; Streptophyta; Magnoliopsida; Poales; Poaceae
Product: dehydration-responsive element-binding protein 1H
Exons: 1
Coding region: 19-723 (234 amino acids)
Biological process (GO): regulation of DNA-templated transcription
Molecular function (GO): DNA-binding transcription factor activity; DNA binding
Source: RefSeq, a predicted model, not a curated record
GCACUCCGACAGCAAGCAAUGGACACGGCCAUCGACAGCUCGACCAGCUCCCCUUCCUCAUCGACUUCCGGGCACGAGCACGGGGAGGUGGUGCCUGUGUGGUCGCCGGCGGCGAAGCGGCCCGCCGGGCGCACCAAGUUCAAGGAAACGCGCCACUCGGUGUACCGCGGCGUGCGUCGCCGGGGCAGCGCGGGCCGGUGGGUGUGCGAGGUGCGCGUCCCCGGCAAGCGUGGCGAACGGCUCUGGCUCGGGACGUACGUCGCCGCCGAGUCGGCCGCGCGCGCGCACGACGCCGCCAUGCUCGCGCUGCUCGGCCGCUCCGCCUCCGCCGCGGCGUGCCUCAACUUCCCGGAUUCCGCGUGGCUGCUCGUCAUGCCCCCGUGGCUCUCCGACCUGGCCGAUAUCCGACGCGCGGCCAUCGAGGCCGUCGCGGGUUUCCUGCGCCUGGAGGCCGCCGCCGUGGUGCCCAUCGUCGACGAGGCCACCUCCCCCGUGUACCUGCCGUCGCCCGUGGACAGUGCCGACAAAGUGUUUCAGUUGCCGACUUUGUCUGCCCAGGGCAGCGACAUGUUCGAGCUCGACAUGUCCGGCGAAAUGGACCUGGACGCGUACUACGCGGGCUUCGCGCAGGGGAUGCUCCUGGAGCCGCCCCCCACGCCGGCGUACUGGAAGAACGGAGAAUGCGGCGACGGCGGAGCGGCAGCCGGCCUCGGGAGCUACUAAUGUAGAUAACCUCCAGUGGGUUUUUUUUCGCGAAUAAACCUCCAGUGGGUUCACACUGAGGAUUUUGAACUAUAAGAAAACACCAACUGAAUGUCACUGUCAGUUG